CCAUCGUCUCUUUUUAAUCUACUUUGCCUACGCAAGUGAAGCAUAGUUGGACACGCCUCUUUCAGCCCCUGCUUCUUUCUUCUUUUAAUAAAAUUUGUAGCCGCCCACUUCCGACUCCCCACGCUUGCAACUAGGCAAAACAUGGUCGUGGGCGUUCUGGCUUUACAGGGAUCUUUCAACGAACACAUCUCGGCCCUGAGAAGACUGGGAGUGAAGGGAGUAGAGAUAAGGAAACCAGAACAGCUGCAGGAUGUCACCUCUCUCAUCAUUCCCGGCGGCGAGAGUACCACCAUGGCCAAGUUAGCCGAGUACCACAACCUGUUUCCUGCUUUGCGCGAGUUUGUUCAAAUGGGAAAGCCAGUUUGGGGGACGUGUGCUGGCCUAAUCUUUUUGGCAAACAAAGCCACUGGGCAAAAAACUGGUGGGCAGGAACUUGUUGGAGGUCUUGAUUGUACAGUCCACAGGAACUUCUUUGGCAGUCAGAUUCAAAGCUUUGAGGCUGAGCUUUCAAUUCCGGAAAUUGCAGCCAAAGAAGGUGGUCCCCCAAUUUUUCGAGGUGUUUUUAUUCGUGCUCCUGGAAUUCUUGAUGUGGGACCUGGAGUAGAAGUUCUGGCUGAUAUUCCUGUCCCGUUUGACAAAGCUUCUAGUUCGGACCUUGGCAUUCAGAGCCCAGAGGAGAAUACACAUUCAGAAAAGAAAGUGAUUGUUGCGGUGAGGCAGGGGAACUUGUUAGCAACUGCUUUUCACCCUGAACUGACUGCUGAUGGUAGAUGGCAUGCAUACUUCUUGAAGAUGGCGGGUGAGAUUGGAGAAGGGGCACUGUGCUGCCGCUCCACAUAUGUGGAGGAUCCAAGCUUCUCUGAGCGAGAUAAAAGUGAUCUUCCAAUCUUUCAAUAGCAAAAGAAGUAAAAAGUGGUAGGACUUUUUCUAAAAGAGAGGAAAAGUCAAAUAGUUUCUUUGUGACUCUUUGUUCUCUUCUUAAUCUGUGUUUUCAUUUGUGGUUGUCUUGAACUUUCUAAGUUAAUUCAGAUAGACUUUUCAAUAGAACUUCCAAAGUUAAUUCAGAUAGAACUUCCAAAGAGGGCCCUUAGUCCAUACAAACUCUUCGCCUUGACAAAGAGAACUGAUUUCUUAUGGCUGCACACAAGAUCAUGUACAUAAUUACUUGAAUUUGUUUGUUAAGCAAACUUGCAAGUUUUGCUUAUGCAAUUAGAAUUUCAAUUGUUAUGGUGCAUGGUA
Coffea eugenioides is the source of this 1239-nucleotide messenger RNA. Its product is annotated as probable pyridoxal 5'-phosphate synthase subunit PDX2. The record is from RefSeq and is a predicted model, not a curated record. Gene Ontology annotation, biological process: pyridoxine metabolic process; pyridoxal 5'-phosphate biosynthetic process. Gene Ontology annotation, molecular function: glutaminase activity. Gene Ontology annotation, cellular component: glutaminase complex; cytosol. NCBI's taxonomy places the organism in Eukaryota, Viridiplantae, Streptophyta, Magnoliopsida, Gentianales, Rubiaceae. Bases 142 to 897 code for a protein of 251 amino acids. The transcript has 7 exons.